Messenger RNA from Andrographis paniculata, 1419 nucleotides. RefSeq names its product serine carboxypeptidase 24-like. Gene Ontology annotation, molecular function: serine-type carboxypeptidase activity. The transcript is spliced from 9 exons. Gene Ontology annotation, cellular component: vacuole. Bases 11 to 1399 code for a protein of 462 amino acids. Gene Ontology annotation, biological process: brassinosteroid mediated signaling pathway; proteolysis. NCBI's taxonomy places the organism in Eukaryota, Viridiplantae, Streptophyta, Magnoliopsida, Lamiales, Acanthaceae. The record is from RefSeq and is a predicted model, not a curated record.
UUAAGUAGUAAUGGAGGGAGGAGCAUCAAGAUUUGGUGUGUUGUUGUUUGUAUUAAUAAUUUUGUUAGGGUUUGUGGAGGGAGAGGAGGAGCAGCGGAUAACGGCGCUGCCGGGGCAACCACGGGUGAAUUUCUCGCAAUUUUCCGGGUAUGUGACUGUGAGUGAGAAACACGGCCGUGCUCUCUUCUACUGGCUCACUCAGGCUCACUCCAAUGCUUCCAUCAAACCCCUUCUCCUUUGGCUCAAUGGAGGGCCAGGAUGUUCAUCAGUGGCAUAUGGAGCAUCUGAAGAAAUUGGGCCAUUUAGAAUCAAUCAAACUGCUUCAUCUCUCUACCUAAACAAAUAUUCAUGGAACACAGACGCAAAUAUACUUUUUCUCGAGUCUCCGGCUGGAGUUGGAUAUUCAUAUACAAACACAUCUUCUGAUCUCCGUCACACAGGGGAUAAAAGAACAGCGCGAGAUUCUCUAAUUUUCAUUUUGAAAUGGCUGGACAAAUUUCCUCGGUAUAAGUACAGAGAAUUCUACAUUUCUGGGGAGAGUUAUGCAGGACAUUACGUUCCUCAAUUAGCGCAAGCGAUACUUGAGUAUAACAAAAGAUAUUUCCGUUCCAAUCCGAUCAUCAAUCUCAAAGGGUUCAUCGUCGGCAAUGCUGUCAUGGACAACUACUACGAUAAUAUUGGGACCGUGACAUAUUGGUGGACUCAUUCUAUCAUAUCAGAUAAAACCUACAAGCGAAUCUUAAAGUCAUGUGAUUUUAGGACACAAAAUACUUCUCGAGAGUGCGAUGAUGCCAUGGAUUACGCUAUGAGCUAUGAAUUUGGGGAGAUCGAUCCUUAUAGCAUUUACACGCCGAAAUGCGAGGCAUCCUCAAAAAGAUUACGCCAACGCUCUUUAAAAUUCAAGAAUAACCCUAUUCAUCUUAGAUUUUCCGGCUACGACCCUUGCACUGAGAGAUACGCGGAGAUAUAUUAUAAUCGGCCAGAUGUACAAAAGGCCCUUCAUGCAAAUACAACGGGGAUCCCGUACAAGUGGACCGCAUGCAGUGAUGAUCUUCUAGGAAAUUGGAAGGACUCCGAGUUUUCGAUGCUCCCAACGUACAAAAAGCUCAUUGCUGCGGGGCUUAGAAUAUGGGUAUUCAGCGGAGAUACAGACUCGGUUGUUCCAGUGACGGCAACUCGAUUUUCCCUACGCCAUCUCAAUCUUAAAGUCGAAAGAGAAUGGUAUCCAUGGUACUCCCAAGGCCAGGUUGCCGGAUGGACUGAAGUCUACAAAGGCCUAACUUUUGCGACAGUUAGGGGAGCGGGGCAUGAGGUUCCCCUGUUCCAACCAGAAAGAGCUUUGACACUUUUCCGGACAUUCUUGUCCGGGAAAUACUUGCCUGAUUCUUCAAAACAAUAGCAUACGUAUGAAUACACGAA